Messenger RNA from Balaenoptera musculus (blue whale), 3432 nucleotides. It is a transcript of the gene VPS35, whose product is annotated as VPS35 retromer complex component. The record is from RefSeq and is a predicted model, not a curated record. Gene Ontology annotation, cellular component: retromer, cargo-selective complex; late endosome; retromer complex. The transcript has 17 exons. NCBI's taxonomy places the organism in Eukaryota, Metazoa, Chordata, Mammalia, Artiodactyla, Balaenopteridae. The coding region runs from base 335 to 2638 and encodes 767 amino acids. Gene Ontology annotation, biological process: intracellular protein transport; retrograde transport, endosome to Golgi.
CUCAUGCUCUCUGAUAUCUACUAAUUCUGAGAGACGGAAAGGAGACUGCUUGUUUCCUUUAAAACUUGUUCGUUGGGCGUCCUGGCUCUCUUACUGACCUCCCCAUUGAUGAAAUCCAAGUGUUUUACUUCCUGGAAGUAGGCAUACUCCUUAGCGCCUCUCCGUGCUGGCAGCAAAUCGUGGUGUGGCUGUUGGCUGGUGAACUUGAACUUCCUCAAAAUGUGAAUCCUUGUGUCUAGUUUCCACAAAGCCUACAACACAGCAGUCACCUCAGGAUGAGCAGGAAAAGCUCUUGGAUGAAGCCAUACAGGCUGUGAAGGUCCAGUCAUUCCAGAUGAAGAGAUGCCUGGACAAAAACAAGCUUAUGGAUGCUCUGAAACAUGCUUCUAAUAUGCUUGGUGAACUCCGGACUUCUAUGUUAUCACCAAAGAGCUACUAUGAACUUUAUAUGGCUAUUUCUGAUGAACUGCACUACUUGGAAGUUUACCUGACAGAUGAGUUUGCUAAAGGAAGAAAAGUGGCAGAUCUCUAUGAACUUGUACAGUAUGCUGGAAACAUUAUCCCAAGGCUUUAUCUGUUGAUCACAGUUGGAGUUGUAUAUGUCAAGUCAUUUCCUCAGUCCAGGAAAGAUAUUUUGAAAGACUUAGUAGAAAUGUGCCGAGGUGUGCAGCACCCCUUGAGAGGUCUAUUUCUUCGAAAUUAUCUACUUCAGUGUACCAGAAACAUCUUACCUGAUGAAGGAGAGCCAACAGAUGAAGAAACAACUGGUGAUAUCAGUGAUUCCAUGGAUUUUGUACUACUCAACUUUGCAGAAAUGAACAAGCUCUGGGUUCGAAUGCAGCAUCAGGGACAUAGCCGAGAUAGAGAAAAAAGAGAACGAGAAAGACAAGAACUAAGAAUUUUAGUGGGAACAAAUUUGGUGCGCCUCAGUCAGUUGGAAGGUGUAAAUGUGGAACGUUACAAACAGAUUGUUUUAACUGGCAUAUUGGAGCAAGUUGUGAAUUGCAGGGAUGCUUUGGCUCAAGAAUAUCUCAUGGAGUGUAUUAUUCAGGUUUUCCCUGAUGAAUUCCACCUUCAAACUUUGAAUCCUUUUCUUCGGGCCUGUGCUGAGUUACACCAAAAUGUAAAUGUGAAAAACAUAAUCAUUGCUUUAAUUGAUAGAUUAGCUUUAUUUGCUCACCGUGAAGAUGGACCUGGAAUUCCAACAGAUAUUAAACUUUUUGACAUAUUUUCACAGCAGGUGGCUACAGUAAUACAGUCUAGACAAGACAUGCCUUCAGAGGACGUUGUAUCUUUACAAGUCUCUCUCAUUAAUCUCGCUAUGAAGUGUUAUCCUGAUCGUGUGGACUACGUUGAUAAAGUUCUAGAAACAACAGUGGAGAUAUUUAAUAAGCUCAACCUUGAACAUAUUGCUACCAGUAGUGCAGUUUCAAAGGAGCUCACCAGACUUUUGAAGAUACCUGUUGACACUUACAACAAUAUUUUAACAGUCUUGAAAUUAAAACAUUUUCACCCACUCUUUGAGUACUUUGACUACGAGUCCAGAAAAAGCAUGAGUUGUUAUGUGCUUAGUAAUGUUCUGGAUUUUAACACAGAAAUUGUCUCUCAAGACCAGGUGGAUUCCAUAAUGAAUUUGGUAUCCACAUUGAUUCAGGAUCAGCCAGAUCAACCUGUAGAAGACCCUGACCCAGAGGACUUUGCUGAUGAGCAGAGCCUUGUGGGCAGAUUCAUUCAUCUUCUACGGUCUGAGGACCCUGAUCAGCAGUACUUGAUUUUAAACACAGCACGAAAACAUUUUGGAGCUGGUGGAAAUCAACGGAUUCGCUUUACACUGCCACCUUUGGUAUUUGCAGCUUACCAGCUGGCUUUUCGCUACAAAGAGAAUUCUAAAGUGGAUGACAAAUGGGAAAAGAAAUGCCAGAAGAUUUUUUCAUUUGCUCACCAGACGAUCAGUGCUUUGAUCAAAGCAGAGCUGGCAGAAUUACCCUUAAGACUUUUUCUUCAGGGGGCUCUAGCUGCUGGAGAAAUUGGUUUUGAAAAUCAUGAAACAGUAGCAUAUGAAUUUAUGUCCCAGGCAUUUUCUCUGUAUGAAGAUGAAAUCAGCGAUUCCAAAGCACAGCUGGCUGCCAUCACCUUGAUCAUUGGUACUUUUGAGAGGAUGAAGUGCUUCAGUGAAGAAAAUCAUGAACCCUUGAGGACUCAGUGUGCUCUUGCUGCAUCCAAACUUCUGAAGAAACCUGAUCAGGGCCGAGCUGUGAGCACCUGUGCACAUCUCUUCUGGUCUGGCAGAAACACAGACAAAAAUGGGGAGGAGCUUCACGGAGGCAAGAGGGUAAUGGAAUGCCUAAAGAAAGCUCUAAAAAUAGCAAAUCAGUGCAUGGACCCCUCUCUACAAGUGCAACUUUUUAUAGAAAUUCUGAACAGAUAUAUCUAUUUUUAUGAAAAGGAAAAUGAUGCGGUCACGAUUCAGGUUUUGAAUCAGCUUAUCCAAAAGAUUCGAGAAGACCUCCCAAAUCUUGAGUCCAGUGAAGAAACAGAACAGAUUAACAAACAUUUUCAUAACACACUGGAGCAUUUGCGCUUGAGGCGGGAAUCACCGGAAUCUGAGGGGCCACUUUACGAGGGUCUCAUCCUUUAGAAAGGAGCCCAGCUCACCAUGCUCCUUUCCAUGUACAUCCAGUAAGGGUUUUAUUAUACUAGGCUUCCCUUCCAUAGAUUGUGCCUUUCAGAAAUGCUGAGGUAGGUUUCCCAUUUCUUACCUGUGGUGUGUUUUACCCAGUACCUCCAGACACUCACCUUCAAGACCUUAAUAAAAUUAUUCACUUCAUAAGUGUUCAGGUCUGUCUGAUCACCCUAAGUAGCAUGAUUGAUCUGCUAUUUUAAAUUCCUGCGGUCUGUUUAAAAAAAACAAACAAAAAAAGCCAAAAAAACCCCACUUAUCUCUGUGACUAAUGAAGCUCUCCUUCCUUUUUUUCUGUUUUGUUUCAUUGUUGAGUGUGUAAUUUCCUUCAUUACUUGGGAGUACUAAUCAGAAAGUGUCUGUCUCUCUGUUCUGAGAUUAAUUUAGAGGAAAGGAAUACUGUUUGUGAAAUUCAGCUUGGGCUUCUCCUGAAAUGCAAGAUAAGGCCAUGUGUAAUAUUUUCCCUAAAAUUAGAGUAUAUUAAUGCAUGUUUGAGAAUUUUAAAGCACCAUGGUCUAAACCAGAAGCUAUAUUUUGCAUAUUUGGACUCAGCCAUCCAUUAAGAACUUAGGUUGUCCUCUGGAUGUAUUUAUCAAAAUAAUUUUGUUCUAAAUAGUAUAAAAUAGAAAAUUUGUGAUCUAUAUAAUUUAUGUAUAACCUUCAUUGUUGUAAAUUUAGGGGGAAAUGCAUCAUACAAUUAUGAUUUUUUUUUUUUUCCACCAGUGAAACAAUAAAAGUUGCUAUUAACAGUU